AUGUAUAACUCAAGCAACUACAGCUGCAAUUACAACCCCAUUUUCUCAUCUAAUAUAUUCAACAUCCCUUCUCCUUGUAUACAAUAUGAACACGAACUUUUCUUCCAAUAUUACCAUGAUCACCUUCAACAGAAUCUUGAUGAUACCUUAGCUGAGAUCAGUACUGAGACUGCCAUUAUUAACACGGCAGAUUCCAACAAAGACGACACUAUAAUCAGUAGAAAUGAACUUGAACAAGAACAGGAAGCGCGCAAGAAUAAAAAGGGUAAAGUAAGCAGCAACAAGAGAGUGGCUAAGAAAGAUAGACACAGCAAGAUUAACACUGCUAAAGGCCCGAGAGACCGAAGAAUAAGACUUUCAAUUGAUAUUGCUCGCAGUUUUUUCAAUUUACAAGACAUGUUGAGGUUCGAGAAGGCCAGCAAAACUCUGGAGUGGUUGCUUAUAAAGUCAAAAUCUGAUAUCAAGGAGCUCUCCAAAAGUCGAUUAAACAAAUUAAGGUGCAGUACUGUUAUGGGUGCAAAUAGUGAAUCCUCUACUUCUGAAUGUGAAGUUGUAUCAGGAAUUGAUGAAUCUCCAUCUGAUCAAAAGGAAAAUGCUAAAGGAAAUUCUUGCAACAAGGAGAAGAAGAAGAAGAAGAAGGAGAAAUCAGUUCGUCGAGCUGCAUUUUAUCAUCCAUUUGCAAAGGAAUCAAGGAAACAAGCAAGAGAGAGGGCAAGGGAGAGAACAAAACUAAAGAAAAACUUUUGUGAAUCUCAUCAUUUGAACUUAAGAUCUUGGAGUUUCUCCGAACGGUCGGGAUAUACUAGCAUGAAUCAUCUUUGUCAAGAAAUGCAAGCUGAAGUUGAAGAACUCACCUCGCACAAUGAGAAACAGCUUAUAUUAGGGACAAAAGAAAACAUUGCUAAUGAUUGUAAUUUGGUGGCUACUGGCAAUUGGAGCCCAAAUGCCAUUUUCAACUAUCAACAAAAUGCUGGAAUUCCUCAUGAGAUUUUGCUAUGUGGCAUUGAAAGAAUUAUAGAAGUAUUUCUCGUGGGGAUGAUUAUGUAUGAGAGAUGUGUUAGUCAUUCGAGUGGUGGAGUUAGGAUCGCUAUGUUGAUUCAUGUGUUCUAUGGAUUUGGAGACUGGGAGUUCUCAGAAGCAGAUUGUUUCGGAGUUGCGGACUGUGAAGAUGUGGCCAAAGGCUGUGGUAUAUUGUGUUAUUCGCUUCUCCAUAUCUAUGGUCAUGCACUUCGUGUAAUUGAUGUUGAAUUGCGUGUAGUUGUUGACUUUGAGCAUUGUGGAUUGAGAUUCGUUUGUCUUGGUUAUACUAUGUUUGAUGGGUUCAUAGGGGUUAUGGAUGUUGUAUUGGUGUGGCAUGUUGAUAUAAUGGUUGUGUUUGAUGAGAUGGGGUCAUUGGACCUAGAAUGUGUACUAUCAGAUUUGAUUACAGUAUGUAUAGAGGAAGAAUAUCGAAAGUCGGCUUAUGAUUUGGCUUUGGUUCUUGUCGUACAAAAGAGGACCAUGACUUGUCGAUCUGAUGAGUGGUUAUGA
Nicotiana attenuata is the source of this 1530-nucleotide messenger RNA. Its product is annotated as transcription factor TCP18-like. Gene Ontology annotation, molecular function: sequence-specific DNA binding; DNA-binding transcription factor activity. Gene Ontology annotation, biological process: regulation of secondary shoot formation. The record is from RefSeq and is a predicted model, not a curated record. Gene Ontology annotation, cellular component: nucleus. The transcript is spliced from 6 exons. Bases 1 to 1530 code for a protein of 509 amino acids. NCBI's taxonomy places the organism in Eukaryota, Viridiplantae, Streptophyta, Magnoliopsida, Solanales, Solanaceae.